UCCUCCACACCCCCCGCGGCUGUCGAAGGCACCCAGCGCACACUUCCUUGAACUCUGCUUCAUGUUCGUAGACCUCGGAUCGGCAGAGGGGUGGAAGCCGCUGCCGGACGGAGCGCAUGAAGCCCGUCGGAUACAUCAGCAGCAGCAGCAGCCUCCUGUCUUGACGAGCGAUGGACGGAGCGGUCCUCCACAUGCAGAGGAGCGAGGUGUCCGAGCUGACAUGGGGCUACGAUGAAGGAAUGGAGUGGGGCCUGCUCUUCCCGGACGCGAAUGGCGAGAACCAGUCGCCCAUCAACAUCAACUCCCGCGAGGCGACCUUUGACCCGAGCCUCCUGACCGCCCCGCUCUGCCUCUCUUACCUGACGUGUCGCGAGUGCGAGGUGCUCAACGAUGGACACUCCCUGCACAUCCACAUCCGCUCCAAGUCGGUGACGACAGGUGGGCCCUUUCCCAUUGGCCAGGAGUUUGAACUGUCCCACAUUUGCUUCCACUGGGGUAAAGAAGACCAGCGAGGCUCGGAGCACACCGUGAACUUCAAAGCCUUCCCCAUGGAGUGCCACCUUAUUCACUGGAAUGCCACUUUGUACAAAAACAUAGAGGACGCCAUGGGCAAAGAAAAUGGGAUUGCUAUUAUUGCUCUGUUUGUUCAGAUAGGUCGAGAGCACCUGGGACUCAAAGGGUUGACCGACAUUCUUCAGGAAAUCCAAUACAAGGGAAAAGCGAAGACAAUACCUUCGCUCAAUCCAAAUACUCUGUUGCCAGACCCCCUGCUGCGGGACUACUGGGUGUACGAAGGUUCCCUGACGACGCCUCCGUGCUGCGAGAACGUGCUGUGGCUUCUCUUUCGAUACCCGCUCACCCUCUCCCACGCCCAGAUCGAGGAGUUCCGGAGGCUGCGCACGCACAGCAAGGGGGUGGCGCCUUCCGACGGCUGCGAUGGUCAACUCGGGGACAACUUCCGACCGACUCAGCAGCUCAACGACCGUGUCAUCCGCGCUUCCUUCCCCUGACGCACGCUCACACUUUUAUCAGCCAGAGACUCGCCACCGCCACCACCACCACCCCACCCCCCUCCUCCCCUCCCCCCCUCCCACAAUUUACGUGAGUAGACGCGCGCUCAAUAUCCGGCGAGGUUGCAUCACGCUGUGUUCAGGGCGCUGCUUGAAUCGCCGUCGUUAUCGCAAGGUUGCGAUUUCAAAUUUCGGAUCCGGGGUGGGUGGAGGUCGACUCAGCCGAUCACGCGUGCGGUGCGGAGUUUGCGAUGACGCGAGUAACAUUUUUUGCGGGAGGCGUUCAUCCUCAGGAUAGACUGGACUCCACCGGGGGAAUGUGGAAUUGUUGCCACCGAUUUUGAGCCGCCUAUAGAGACGAGUGCCCUCCCACACUCGCAUUAACCGAGAUACUCCGACGCGACUUUGCCAUUCAUUCACGGCUCGUUGCCAAUGUGCCGCUGCGUGAAGACUUCCCCAUUGUGGGUCACGGGGGGUUGUUUGACCUGACCUGAGCCAUGCUGGUCAGUGCGGGUUUGUUGAACGCUGGACCCGGAAAAUCAAUUCGAACAUUGUCCGCCAAUGAUCCGGAAUCGAUGUUCAGGCAGCCGGUUUCGCAGUCCACUUUGCAAACCACUGCACCACCGCUCCUGUCUGUCACUAGAUUAUUUGCACGUAAUUAGACUCUGCCCGUGGAAAUUCACGUUUCUACUGUAUGUAUCCACGAAGAUGAAUGUGUAAUAAAAGAAAAGCGUGAAAUAUAUUGUGCGUUCAACGAUAUAUAUCAGUACAGAUGGGUGUGCGAACGUGUGUGUGUUAUAAAUCACGAGCGAUAUAUUUGGUUUGUGUAUAUGAAAGUUGGUCGAGUGAAACAUUAAUAAAAACAGGAAUGAUUGUUUUUCUCACCAGCAGGAAAAGAAAACAUCAGUGUUCCAGCCAGCUGGUCUUCUUUAACAAACGUGCAUAUACACGUUUCUGUAUAUACAUACCAAACAUAGCAUACGUAUAUGUUGAUAUGCUCUGUAUACUAUUUUCUCAUGGAUAAUGAUUUGUACAGUGUAUGUUCAAAACAGAUCUGAUAUAUCGUGUACAGCUGUUUAAAGAUCACGAAUCGGAUUAAAAGCGGUAACCAAGGUAACAUUGGAUAAUGAACACAUAACCAGAAGAGGCUACAAGAAGCAUUUCCAGAAGGGAGACACAAAGGUGUCCCUUGGCGUGUUCCACAUUUGUUCCGUGUAAAAGUUCUCAUUGUAAGUGAUGUAAUAAAAAAAAACCCAAAUGGUUUUAAAUUUGGUCUCGAGAAAUUGUAUGGCUCAUUUUGCGAAUAAAAACGUCCAAUUUGUAAUGUGCUAUAAGGAAUCGGUUUAAUGCAUUUGCAAUAAAUACACUACAGGCCAUUAAACUUCACAACAUAUUUAUUGCUGCGUUGUGCAAUUUGUCCAAAACAAUGUUUGGCGUUCGUUACGAUAUCCCAAAUCCUUUAUUUUUUGUUCAUUGUACGGGGAAUAUGAGCACGUGUGACUGCUUCUGCUGGUGCCCAAACGUUGCCAAUAUGGCAUUCAUUAAAAUAAUACCUGUCUUGAAAUAUCAAAGUCAUAUUUAUAAAGACUAUAUUUUUCAAAAAAUAUGUACUCAACUCUGUAAUGGGGGGGGUGAGCAUGCUUGAGCAACAAAGUUAAUUAAAUUUGAUUUACUGUGGCAGGUACGUAAGCAGACUGUUUCCUGCAAUGCGGUUUUUGGCAGCUCAGCCAGUGACGCCUUUGCAUGCGUGCCAGUGCCCGUACCGUAUGUUAAUUAAAAUAUUACAUCAAUCAGACGUUAUAUUUGUUGCUAAUUCCUUUUUUUUAUUAAAACAAUGACAACGUAUCUCUAUUUUUUGUUAGUCAGGUGAAUUAAGUUUCCUGUUUCAAGAAGAUCAGUGGCGCGCUGUCCAAUAAUUUAAUUGACGUACCGAGGAGAAUGGGUUGAUUCUUAGGGGAUGAUAACGUCACGCGUGUGAUGUCAUGGUUGAGCGUCGCACCGGAUCUGGCAAGGCGGUGAGCACGAUCGGUAAAAAUUGGCACAGGAAAAAAUGGCACAAGUGGUAAGUAGGAAAAAAUGGCACAAUGAAACGGCACUAUUUACAGUUAUAAGUACUGUACUAACAGUUAUAUACAGAUCUGAAUGAAAGAGAUGAUUAACCAUAACCCGUUCACUGUGCCAUUUUUCUCUAGUUUUCACUUGUGCCUUUUUUUCCUGUGCCAUUCUUUUUUUUUUUACCGGCCACCCAUUGAGCACGCUUCACCAUUGCUUCCCGGGAAAUUGCUCGCGAAGAAUUGGCACAAGAGCCCUUGCAAGGGCAGCUGCUAAUGGCGGUCAUGAAUGAUUUUUUUUGUUAGUUAGGGAGCGUCAUUCAUGGCAAUGCGCUGUAAAGUUUGUGAAGCGCACGGUUGUCUGCACAGAGCACCGGGCAACCGCAGGCCAGCGGCAAGGCAGCCAGAAAUCGGCGACGGCAAUUGCCCAAGCUCUGUGGUCCUACGUUGGCAUAUAUUUGGCCAACUCGAUUUGUGAGUAUAGAUGUGGAAGGGGAGCGGUGCACAAAGAGAAAACGCAUGUGUGCGAGGGGUAUAACAUUCAUUCCCCAACACGUGAAAAUGAACUCACUUUUGCUGUACUACCGACGCCUGGCAAGGCAGGAAAUGGUUGACCAUCCGGUGCCUUUGCGUCGGGAGGGCAUUUUCGCAAAAUUUGUCAUCCACCAACCCUCGCCUCCAAAGUGCUGGUCUACAGGUGUACGCCACCAGCGCCUGGCUAACGAAUAGUUCUGGUCAACAUUUAAAAAAUGUGCUAAAAGUGCUAAAUUUGGUACAGAUGAAGCUACGGAAUGGCAGCUAUUGAAACAAGCUGAAUUCGAGGCCCUAGGUUGGAGGGAUGUUCACCAUGCCUCGACUAUUAUUCACCAUUAUACUUUGUGUGCAUGAUAUGUGGACUGAUACCUGAAAUGUUGUCUUGUAUCUUGCCAAGUAUAUGUAUGAUGUCAUCACAGUUGAACAAUUGUUAUAUAACUGGUUUACCCAGGAGAGGCUCACUGAGUGUUACGACUUUUACAGGAGGGUCCUGCCAAGUUUUCACAGAAUGGGGCAAUGUUGCUAUGCAUUUUCUUAAUUGGGUAAUUUAUAGGUAAUUUUCCAACAUUCAGAUGUCUGGCCAUUUCCAGUUACAUCGUGUGCAUUGUCCUAGCUAUGGGAAGAAACAAGUUAACCCAGAGGAAA
Petromyzon marinus (sea lamprey) is the source of this 4240-nucleotide messenger RNA. It is a transcript of the gene CA8, whose product is annotated as carbonic anhydrase 8. The record is from RefSeq and is a predicted model, not a curated record. Gene Ontology annotation, molecular function: carbonate dehydratase activity; zinc ion binding. Lineage: Eukaryota; Metazoa; Chordata; Hyperoartia; Petromyzontiformes; Petromyzontidae.